AUGACAAUGAGAUCGCACGUUCUUGUCAGAAUCUCGCUCCUUCUCCUCCUCCAUCUCACUUGCAUCAGACCUUUCGCCCUCAGACACUGUACGCUCUUCCCCAAACAGCACACUGCUCUCCUUCGACACCCAGCCCUUGCUCGAGCAAGAACAAGCAAGAAGGCGUUGAGCCCCCGAUGCUCUGAACCCGCGGGAGUGCAGGACAGUCACCUCAAGUGGAUGGAAGGAUCAGCACCGCCAUCUCAGAACUUACAAGGCGCGUCCUUGCAUGAUGUUCAUGCGCACCUGGACGAAAUCCUCAACUCCCUGUGGGACGACAAGAUAGAAGUGGAGGGGUUCAGACAGCCGAUCCCUCGGACAGGCAACACGUCGCACAUCAAACAUGUCGUCGGUGGAUUCUCCGUCGUCAUCCGAAUCCCAGAGAGUGGGAUCGCGUAUCGCAUGCAGCCGAUGCGGUCGAUGAAGCACGGAAUUACCUGGGUCGCCUUCUACAAGAUGCUGGAGGAGGUGGCAAACGAUAAAGUCUCGAUCCCCACGGCCCUGAGGAACGACGCGAUCUUCAAGCCAGACCGAACUACCAUCUUCGAAGCUGGGAUCGGCAAGAAAGCCUGGGAGGACCUCGAGUUCGUUCAGGAGUUCCAGGACGAGAGACUCAGGCAUGCGACGAAGCGGCUGGUGCAGCAUCGGAGAAACGUCAUGAAGGAAGGAUCGUUGAACUACCGCAGUGGGAAAUGUCGAUCAGCAUCAGAGUGCGAGAUCGAGUCGGAUGAGGACGGGGGGAUGUUUACAGGAGUUUCCAUCGUGAAUGGGAUCAUGUUUCCUUCCCAUUGGUUCUGGGUGAAGGUGGGGAGACCGAGCGAAGUGAAUGUAGACGACGGCAAGUCGGAAGGAUAUCGGGGGCACGAGGAGGCUCAUUCGCACCUGUCGGUUGUGAGGCAAGAUGACAUCAAGAGGAUAAAGGGAUCUGAGCUGGCCUCUGCCUUGCUGCUGAGAAAAACUCAAUCGAAAGAAAAGCAGGAAAACUCGGUCCCGAUGGCUGUGGACUUGAAGCCUGUCUUCACCCUGGUCUCCGUCUUCCCUCAUGCUCAGGGUGAUGUGGGAGGGCUGUGCAAGAAACUCUGGGCAAAGGGAGCGCAAGACAACGUGACUACGUUGGUCUUGCAGAGUGUCCUGCGAGGUCUGAGGCGACUGCAUGCCAUUGGCGUUCCGCAUGGAGACCUCAAGGCAGCCAAUGUGCUCUAUGCUAGUGGACGAUUUUGCCUCACCGACCUGCCGGCGUUGAACUGGAGUGCAACUCCGGUCUUGACAAAAGACCCUGUUGCACAAACUAUGAUUCGGGGAAAGCGUCUCCUUUGCAAUGACAUGUGGGGAUUAGGUUUCAUAGGCCUGUCAUUGGUGUGCGGAUGCGAAAGGAUGGAGACAGUCAAGUCAAACCUGCGACAGAUUGAUCCCUUGGACUACAGUUCGACCAGCAGCGUGUCAAGGAAGCUCGACGGGGUCACCCAGAACUGGCUGGUCACGAUCCUCCUCCUCCUCUCCUCCCUCAAGGGGCGAGGUCUUGCCCUCUCUCCCAUCUGCCUCAACGUUUCGGAGGCAGCGAAGAAAGCUCUCACGUCCUCUUGGAUCCGGCGCAACGUGCCAGCAGUUCAGAAUCCCUCCUAUCGAGAGGAAUGUGCUUUCAAUGCAGACCUGUUGGCUGAGAAAGUCUUCACAUCAGAUCGCUCGACGUCGCUCCUCGAGUCUCUCUGCUACUGUCUCGAUGUCACUGACGUCGCUCGCAACGCUCUCGCCAUGCCGUGGCCGGUGGAGGAUGCUUGA
Molecule: messenger RNA, 1818 nt
Organism: Guillardia theta CCMP2712
Lineage: Eukaryota; Cryptophyceae; Pyrenomonadales; Geminigeraceae
Exons: 15
Coding region: 1-1818 (605 amino acids)
Biological process (GO): protein phosphorylation
Molecular function (GO): protein kinase activity
Source: RefSeq, a predicted model, not a curated record